UCAGCGCUCCCAGCCCACAAAUCACCUCCCUGGGUCAUGAGCUUGGAGAUAGCUAGCCGAGCUUUGCGUAUAGCGUCGAAGAGAGAGGCAAGAGACCCAGAUUAUUCUGUUAUUCCACUAACAGAUUCGGAAACCCUCGGUUUUUAAUUCACCCUUCUUUUGCGCAAUAUUUGCUCCGCCGUCGACGGUGAAAGAAAGCCUUGACACGCCCAAGCUUCAUUUAUGUUGCUGUUGGUAUUUGGAUAAUAGUCGGAGUCAAGACAUGUUAAAAUCUAGUUUGUCCAUUCAGCGCUGGCAGUCAAAAGCGGAAUCGCAAUAGACAUAAUGGCUAGAAAAGCUUAUAGACUGCAUUGUACUCUCUGGAAUCGUGUUAGCUCGGUGAUUUUACCUACAUUGAUACUGAUCAUAGCCUGGCCAGUAAAGCUUGCAGCUUUUCCUACCUCCCUAAGUGACUGUCAAACGCCUACAGGCUGGAACUGUUCCGGUUUUGAUGACAGAGAAAAUGAUCUCUUUCUUUGUGACACCAAUACAUGUAAAUUUGAUGGUGAAUGUUUACGAAUCGGAGACAGUGUAACCUGUGAUUGUCAGUUCAAGUGUCCCCAUGAUUACAUCCCAGUUUGUGGCUCCAAUGGUGUUACUUUUCGCAAUGAAUGCUACCUAAGAGGAGCUGCCUGCAAACAACAGACUGAAAUACUUGUAGUUUCUGAAGGAUCCUGUAUAGCAGAUGGUGGAUCUGGCUCAGGUGAUGGAGUGAAUGAAGGCUCUGGGGAGACAGUCCAAAAGGAGACAUCCACUUGUGACAUAUGCCAGUUUGGGGCGGAAUGCGAUGAGGAUGCAGAGGAUGUGUGGUGCGUAUGCAACAUUGACUGUUCUCAUAUCAGCUUCAAUCCAGUCUGUGCUUCAGAUGGGAAAUCAUAUGAUAAUCCAUGUCAGAUCAAAGAGGCUUCAUGUCAGAAACAGGAAAAAAUUGAAGUCAAGUAUCUGGGUCGAUGUCAAGAGAAUACUACAGCAAGUACUAAAUCUGAAGACAGUCAUUACGCAAGAACAGAUUACACAGAGAAUGCAAAUAAAUUAGAAGAGACUGCAAGAGGUCUGUAUAUUCCUUGCCCUGACCAUUAUGUUGAUUAUUGUGUACAUGGGAGGUGUGAGCACACUGUUAACAUGCUGAAGCCGUGGUGUAGAUGUGAUACAGGCUACAGUGGGUCUCACUGUGAAAAAAAAGACUUUAAUGUGUUAUACGUGGUUCCGGGCCCAGUCCGUUUUCAGUAUGUCUUAAUAGCUGCUGUGAUUGGAACUAUUCAGAUUGCAGUCAUUUGCAUUGUUGUCCUCUGCAUAACGAGUAAUAGGUAUUGAGAAGUUAUCACCGAAUCCUAGAGGAGGUGACAUGGUUGCAAACUUGUUGAGGAAGGAAGCAAAAUGGAUUUUCUAUCUCAAUACCAGACCAGAGGGAUUUCAUUUGGAAUUUGAUGUUUCAUGUUCCAUUUAAAGACGUAUAUAUCUUUAAUAUUAAUAGCUAUGCUUGAAAUAGUAGUAACAAUACUGCACCUUUAGCUUCCUGUAACAUAAGUGAACUAUAUAUACUUGUAUACUGUGGAAUGUAAAUUGCAACAAAUUAUUAUUUUAAUUUACUGAUGGCUCUUUGUUAGCCUAUGUGUGAUUGGUGUUUUGUAUUCUGUAUAUGAUUGGCUGUUUAAUAGUAGUCUUCUGAUUGGAUCAAAUUAAAUUAUACUGUAUACUGUGUAAAGCUAGUUUGUUAUUAGCCUAUGACUAAGUAUGUAUAGUAUAUGACUAUGUCGGCUUGAAACGCUUCAGGCAUAUUUUUACAUGAUAUGAACUUUUAAAUAAAAUAACGACAGCAUU
Molecule: messenger RNA, 1860 nt
Organism: Xenopus tropicalis (tropical clawed frog)
Lineage: Eukaryota; Metazoa; Chordata; Amphibia; Anura; Pipidae
Gene: tmeff2
Product: transmembrane protein with EGF like and two follistatin like domains 2
Exons: 10
Coding region: 325-1353 (342 amino acids)
Biological process (GO): response to stress
Cellular component (GO): membrane
Molecular function (GO): serine-type endopeptidase inhibitor activity
Source: RefSeq, a predicted model, not a curated record